AUGGCGGAUAUUCACCAUCUUAUUGAGGAUCAAAAAGAUUUAUUUUUAAAUUUAAAACGUACUGCUAGGUUAUAUAAUUCAAGACAGCAUAAAACGCAUGGCUUCGCACAAUCUGUUUUAGACGAAAUAGAAUCAAAUUUUUUGCAAUUUAAAGACGGGAAUACCCAAUUAUGCGCUGUAGUCCGUGACAAUACUAUUAAUACAGAAAAUAUUCCGUAUUUCGAAGACGAUGUUUAUUAUCAAUUUCAAGACGAGUUUCUUACCCUUAAAAGCCAAUUGCUCGAUUUCAUGGAUUCUUCUGUUACUCGUUCUCCUGGAAUUCAGUCCAGUACGUUUGCUGGUCCCUCUCAUUCUAGAAAUGAAACCUUUUCGCUUCAGGCUCGUUUGCCGAAGAUUGAUUUGCCAGUUUUUAGUGGUGAUUACCUCACUUGGAUGUCUUAUCAGGACAUGUUCGUUUCGUUAGUCCAUAAUAAUUCUGGGCUAACUGAUGUUCAAAAAUUUUGUUUUUUGAAAAAUUCUUGUAAAGGAACUCCUUUGGAUAUCGUGAACGAAUAUCCAGCAACGGAUUCAAGCUACGUUUUAGCAUGGACCGCUCUACAGAAUAGAUAUCAUAAUAAAAGAAAAAUAGUUGAUACUAUUUUUAAAAAACUGUUUGCUAUACCUUCGUCUGAUGGCUCUUCCAAAAGCAUUCAGACGAUUUUAGACACAACACGAACUAGUAUUGCCCUACUACGUACUUUAGAAAUAAACACCGAAGGUGAGCAUGCUAUGCUUAUUUAUAUGACAGUAAAUAAGCUAGAUGUACAAACCCGAAAGGAAUGGGAGCAAUCGCUUAAUGCCUCGACUCAAAUCCCUCCUAUUGAAGAUUUGUUCAAAUUUUUGGAAUCAACUUUUCGAACAUUAGAAACUAUUUCUGAUCAGACUGAUUCAAGCCCUAAUGUUCCUUUUUCGAAACCAAAAACCCCUCAACAUCAAAAUAAAAGUAGAAACAAUUUACGACGUUAUGUAAAUGCUGCUUCCACAAGUACCGACUACAACUGCCCCUGCUGCAAUAAGCGUCACCUUCUUUUCAAGUGUUUCAAGUUUUCUGCUUUACCAUCUAGUGAAAAAAGAGAUUUUUUGAAUUCAAAGCGAAUAUGUCGAAAUUGUUUAACCCCAGGCCACUUUAGUAACAAAUGUCAUGUAGCUUCUCGCUGUCAAGUCUGCCAACAAAACCACCAUACCACUGUUCAUAAUGAGUAUUUUAUAAAUCAUGUUUCUAAUACUCCGACCCCUGAACCUGUUAUACCUUCUCAAACAUCCUCGUCUUCUCAAGGUAUUGAAAACGUUACCGCUCAUGUCGUUGACAAUAGUAAAACAUCUAACAGGAGGAAAAGGCCCCAAGUUCUCCUCGCUACGAUGCGUGUUGUUUUAAAAACCCCUCAGGGAGAUUUUGUUUUGCGUGCUCUUCUUGAUCAAUGUGCUCAAGCAACCUUUAUAACCAAAAAGGCUGCAGAUGCCUUAAACUUAUCUUAUAAAAGGAACUUUGUGGAAAUAUGCGGUGUAGGUGGAAACCAAUCUACUAUUUCAAAGCAAUACGUUAAUUUUGCAAUAUUCUCAAGAAUCGAAACAAAUUUUAAAAUAGAUUGCGAGGCUUUGGUUCUUCCGAAAAUAACGGCAUAUCAACCUAUGGCUAUAAACGAAACAUUAUUACCGGAUUUAAAGAAAUUUUCAUUAGCUGAUCCUUAUUUUUCGAAACCUGGUGAAAUUGACCUUUUGUUAGGAGGAGAUGUAUACGGAGAUAUCAUAUUACCUCAGCAACAAAAAUUUGAAAGUGGUUUAUUCUUACAACUCACACAUUUCGGUUGGAUAGUUUCUGGCCCCUCACAUGAUAACUCAUCUGAGCACAUCAUCACAGUAAAUGUUUGUUCAUUAGAUAAGCAAUUGCUGUCCUUUUGGGAACAAGAAGAAUUGCUGGAAAAAAGAGCUUUGACAGAAGAAGAAAUCCUUUGCGAACAACAUUUCAAAAGCACUACUUCUCGUGAUUCAUCUGGGCGUUACACCGUAUCACUGCCAUUUAAAUCAUUGCUUAAAGGCCUCCCGCUUCCAGUCUUUGGUCAUACGGAUUAUGCAGCACUUUCUCGUUUAAAGAAUGUUGAGUCAAAAUGUAAAUUGAAUAAGAACUUUGGAAAACUUUAUCUAGAUUUUAUGAAAGAGUAUGAAUGUCUCGGACAUAUGGAAAAGGUCGGUACCUAUCCACGUGAUUUAGAAAAAAAUGGUUUCUUUUUGCCUCAUCAUGGUGUGUUAAGAGAGAGUAGUUCUACUACUAAAUUGAGGGUAGUUUUUGAUGGUAGCUGUAAAAGGUCUGCUCAAUCUUCCUUGAAUGAGGAACUAGCACCUGGUCCUGCAUUGCAAAAUGAUUUGCCCACAAUUAUAAAUCGGUGGAGACGUUUUAAAAUUGGGUUUCGGGCAGAUUUGGAGAAGAUGUUCCGACAAAUACUUGUGGUACAGGAACAACGAAAGUUUCAACAAAUUUUGUGGAGAAAUAGUGGCUCUGAACAGAUAUCAAUUUAUAAGCUCUCAACGGUUACUUAUGGUACUACACCCGCUCCUUUUCUUUCGAUUAGGGUUUUACAACAACUAGCGUUGGACGAAAAGGAAAAAUAUCCGAUGGCAUGUAAUGUGCUCAAUUCAGAUACUUAUGUCGAUGACGUAAUUUCUGGAGCUGAUAGUCUAUCUGAAGCUUACCAUUUGCAUACUCAAUUAUGUAGUUUACUUAAUGAAGGCAAGUUUAAUUUACGUAAAUGGACAACAAACUCGAAGGAAUUGCUAGAAUUGAUUCCUGUAGACUACAGAGAAAAAUCUGAUAUAUUUGAACUAAAUCAACCUAAUACCGUAAAGGCUCUUGGACUCGAGUGGAACACGAUAGACGACUGCUUUUCAUUUAAGAUCAAUAUUGAAGAUACAUCAGUAGUUACCAAAAGAAGUUUACUCUCAGACUCAGCAAAACUUUAUGACCCUUUAGGCUGGCUUUCCCCUACUACAAUUCUUGCUAAAAUUGAAUUUCAAAAUUUGUGGUUGCUUGGCAUUGAAUGGAAUGAUCGCUUACCUGACGCUAUGCAAAAAAGAUGGUUAACAUACCGCGAAAAUCUAAAGUUUCUUGAAAGAAUUAAAAUUCCUCGUUGGAUCGGAACGUUUAAAUGUGGUUCAAUUGAAAUUCAUGGUUUUUCCGAUUCAUCUAAGUUGGCUUACGCGGCUGCUGUCUACGCUAAGACUAUUUCAGAUUUGGGUACAAAAGUGUAUUUAAUACAAGCGAAAACUAAAGUAGGUCCUAUAAAGCGGUUAACUAUACCUCGAAUGGAAUUAUGUGCUGCUACUUUAUUGGCUAAAUUAGUUGACAGAAUAACUUCUUCACUUGAUCAAGAUAUUUCAAAUGUUUAUUAUUGGACUGAUAGUACAACUGUACUUUCGUGGAUACGUGGUCAGUCAUCUAAGUGGCCCGUAUAUGUUGGAAACAGAGUGGCAGAAAUCCAACGCAGAUGUCAUGCUUCUCAAUGGCGAUACAUAUCUACACGUGAAAAUCCUGCUGACUGCGCUUCCCGUGGUAUAUCUUCGAAUGAAUUGGUUGAACAUGAACUAUGGUGGCAUGGCCCUAAAUGGCUAUCGGAACCUGCAGAAAAUUGGCCAAAACAACCGAAACUAAAUCUAAAUGAAAUGGAUGAAAUUUCUACUGAACCAACUUUAAAUAUGCACUCGGUUGUAGCUGAAAUAAAACAAUAUCCAGAAAUAUUAACAAGAUUUUCUUCACUUUGCAAAUUGAUACGUGUUACUGCAUACAUAUUUCGUUUUAAACACAAUACUCAAAACUAUAAACAUUCACAAAUAAAAGGUAACGGUAAGAUGACAGGGUUUCUUUCAACCGAAGAACUAAAAUUUGCUCGUUUAAGGCUUGUUAAACUUUCACAAGAGGUGGAUUUUUUGCAAGAGAUUUCUGAACUUCAAAAGAGAGGUCAAAUUAUAAAAAAUAGCGCUUUAGCUCAACUUUGCCCAUUUUUUGACUCCUCUCAAAUACUUAGAGUUGGCGGUAGAAUUCAAAAUUCUGACCUUGAUUAUUGUUCUAAACACCCAAUUUUACUUAAAAAGCAAAAUCCUUUGACUAAUUUAUUAUUUCUAGAUGCACACAUAAAAACUUUACAUGGCGGUUUGAUCCAAAUGCAAGCUUACGUCCUACGGGAAUAUUGGAUAAUAUCAAGUAGAAGUAUUGCUAAACGUGUCUUGCGAAAAUGUAUAACGUGUUUCAAAUAUAACGCAAAGGCAGCCCAGCAGAUGAUGGGAAAUCUCCCUAGUGUUCGUCUUAAACCUGCUCGUCCGUUUAAGCACAGUGGAGUUGACUAUGCCGGUCCAAUUGCUAUAAAACAAUCCACUGCAAGAAACUCAGUAACUACAAAGGGCUACAUUUGUUUGUUUAUAUGUAUGACUACGAAAGCUUUACACUUGGAAGCAGUAACAAACCUGUCAACCGAUGCUUUUUUGGCCGCUUUCAGGCGUUUCGUGUCCCGCCGUGGCCCUUGUACCGACUUGUACUCAGACUGUGGUACGAACUUUGUUGGAGCUAAUAAGGAGCUACAAAUUCUUUAUAAUCGCAGCAAAUCAUCGAUUUCAUAUGAGAUAAGCGACUGCCUGGCCGCAAAUGGUACGAAAUGGCAUUUUAUACCUCCAGCCUCUCCAAACUUUGGUGGUCUUUGGGAGGCUGGCGUGAAGUCUACAAAACACCACUUAAAGAGAGUGAUGCAGAACCGUAUUUUGACAUUUGAGGAGCUUACAACGCUUUUAGCCCAGAUUGAGAGCUGUUUGAAUUCCAGACCCUUGUGCCCUCUAAAUUCCGAACCAUCUGACUGCAAUGCGCUCACCCCAGCUCAUUUCUUGAUUGGGGAACCUACUCUAUGUGUUCCGGAAGAAGAUUUACUGGAUGUCAACAUUGAUCGACUAAAUAGAUGGAAAACCGUCGAAAAGCUGAAGCAACAUUUUUGGCGACGUUGGUGUAACGAAUGGCUGUGUCGACUUCAAGCUAGGCCCAAAUGGCUCAAAAUAACUGAAAACCCUAAAAUUGGUGAUUUAGUGGUCGUAUUCGAUGAACGAGGUGCCCCUGGAGAAUGGCCGCUUGCCCGAAUCCAAGAUAUUCAUCCCGGCAAAGAUGGUUGUGGAGUAAUGACCCCAGUACCGGCGGCUUUGGGUAGUGCGCGAGCAGGCUACCAGUCGUCGAAAUCCAGCGCCUGCAAUGUUACCCCGGUAAGCUUGGCUAAGGUAACAGAUAAUGCUACAAGCAACAAUCACCAGAAGGAGUGCAAUAAAGGGGGAGAAAAUAGCGACCAACCUAUUGGUGGACAGGAACACUAUUUUACUCCAGUAAGCAGUUUUUCUCGUAGUGGUACUACAAAUCAAGGUGGGAAAAAUCAAAUAAACCCUUUCCAAAGAAGUGCGGCUACAAAAAGAACUCCACCGCAAACUACUAGCAGCAAAGAAAACACGACUCAAGAAGAGGCAAUUAGUGAUAAUGCGCAGCCUUCAGAGUCAUUCUGCCUUUUAGGGAACUUAAUUGUUGAUUUGAUGGACUUUGUAAAACCCAAAAACAACGUACACAAUGCCAUUAAAGAUCAAUUGACCGCAAUCCGAGCUAUGUAUAAUAAAACAAGAGAAGAACUACGUAAUGGUAUAAAUAUGACAUACCGACAAGAAGUAGAACAGUCCACGCAGACAUCACCACGACAAGAAGUGGAACAGUCCAUGCAGACAUCACCGAUAGCAUGGCCGUCCAAAAGGGAAUCGAAAAGAAAUUUAGAAGACAAAACAGCUCCAAAAAUGCCGACGCCGAAAAGACUGAAGCAAAGCCUUCCACAAAAUAGGACAACACUAACUCCACUAGAAGAACUCCCUAGUAGAAAGCCAGAGUCGGAUAACCUAGAAGCCGGAUGGGCUAUAGUUAAGAAGAAAAAGAAUACGAGAUCCCGCAAGCCUCGGCCAGAUACUAUGAUAAUAUCUGCCAAAAACGAUAUCUCUUACGCUGAUAUUUUAAAGAAAAUUAGGGCAGACCCUGAACUAAAAGAACUAGGUGAUGAG
This is a messenger RNA of Lucilia sericata (common green bottle fly), 6096 nucleotides long. RefSeq lists its product as uncharacterized. Gene Ontology annotation, biological process: DNA integration. The transcript has 2 exons. Gene Ontology annotation, molecular function: nucleic acid binding. Lineage: Eukaryota; Metazoa; Arthropoda; Insecta; Diptera; Calliphoridae. The annotation marks the transcript as partial. The record is from RefSeq and is a predicted model, not a curated record.